AUCUGGUCGACACGAAAAAGCUUGGGAGAUCAGCUGUCAGGGUGCACGUAGGCUUGGCUUACACGAUGGCCGCGGCAGUCACUCGCAGAGCCAACGCCCUCCGCGCCGAGGCCCCGGACGGGAACGCCGAGAGCGGCCGCGCCAGCCUAGCAGCAGACUCCCCCGCCGCCAAGCGGGCUGUCGACGCCAAGGACGACGUGUGGGUGGCCGCGGACGAGGGAGACACGUCGGGAGCCAUCGCCGGCGACGGCAACCGGCCGCCGCUGUUCCGGACCUUCAAGGUCAAGGGAAGCAUCCUGCAUCCUUACAGGUUCAUGAUCCUCGUCCGCUUGGUCGCCAUCGUCGCCUUCUUCGCGUGGCGCGUGAAGCACAAGAACCAUGACGGCGUGUGGCUGUGGGCCACGUCCAUGGUCGCCGACGUCUGGUUCGGCUUCUCGUGGCUCCUCAACCAGCUGCCCAAGCUCAACCCCGUCAAGCGCGUCCCCGACCUGGCCGCCCUCGCGGACCACUCCGGCGACGCCAACCUGCCGGGCAUCGACAUAUUCGUCACCACCGUCGACCCCGUGGACGAACCCCUCUUGUACACCGUGAACACCAUCCUCUCUAUCCUGGCCACCGACUACCCCGUCGACAAGUACGCCUGCUACCUCUCGGACGACGGCGGAACGCUGGUGCACUACGAGGCGAUGAUCGAAGUUGCCAAUUUCGCUGUCCUGUGGGUCCCUUUUUGUCGGAAGUACUGUGUAGAGCCAAGAUCCCCCGAGAACUAUUUUGGGAUGAAGACGCAGCCGUACGCCGGGAGCAUGGCUGGAGAAUUCAUGAGGGAUCAUAGGCGUGUGCGCAGAGAGUAUGAUGAGUUCAAGGUGAGGGUAGACUCCCUUUCCACCACCAUCCGCCAACGAUCUGAUGCGUACAACUCGAGCAAGAAAGGAGAUGGUGUACGUGCAACCUGGAUGGCUGAUGGGACACAAUGGCCUGGUACAUGGAUCGAGCAGGUUGAGAACCACCGGAGAGGACAACAUGCUGGAAUUGUUCAGGUCAUACUAGGCCAUCCAAGUUGUAAACCACAACUGGGAUCGCCGGCGAGCGCCGACAAUCCACUUGACUUCAGCAACGUUGACACGAGGCUCCCCAUGCUCGUCUACAUGUCCCGGGAGAAGCGCCCCGGUUAUAACCACCAAAAGAAGGCGGGCGCCAUGAACGUGAUGCUCCGUGUCUCGGCUAUGCUCUCCAACGCGCCCUUCGUCGUCAACUUUGACGGCGACCACUACAUCAACAACUCGCAAGCUCUCCGCGCCCCUAUGUGCUUCAUGCUCGACCCACGCGACGGUCAGAACACGGCCUUCGUCCAGUUCCCGCAGCGCUUCGACGACGUCGACCCGACGGACCGCUACGCCAACCACAACCGUGUCUUCUUCGACGGCACCAUGCUCUCCCUCAACGGCCUCCAAGGGCCUUCCUACCUCGGCACCGGCACCAUGUUCCGCCGUGUCGCGCUCUAUGGCAUGGAGCCACCACGUUACAGAGCGGAGAACAUCAAGCUUGCAGGUAAGGUCAAUGAGUUCGGUAGCUCGACGUCGUUCAUAAACUCGAUGCCGGAUGGGGCAAUCCAGGAGCGGUCUAUCACGCCCGUGUUGGUCGACGAGGCACUCAGCAAUGACCUGGCUACCCUGAUGACGUGCGCCUACGAGGACGGGAGUUCAUGGGGCAGAGACGUCGGGUGGGUGUACAACAUCGCGACGGAGGACGUGGUGACCGGAUUUCGCAUGCACCGGCAAGGGUGGCGCUCCAUGUAUUGCUCCAUGGAGCCGGCCGCCUUCCGCGGAACGGCUCCCAUCAACCUCACCGAGCGCCUCUACCAGGUGCUCCGGUGGUCGGGCGGCUCCUUGGAGAUGUUCUUCUCCCACAGCAACGCUCUCAUGGCCGGCCGCCGGCUCCACCCUCUGCAGCGCGUCGCCUACCUCAACAUGUCGACCUACCCGAUCGUCACGGUGUUCAUCCUGGCGUACAACCUCUUCCCCGUUCUCUGGCUCUUCUCCGAGCAGUUCUACAUCCAGAGGCCUUUCGGCACGUACAUCAUGUACCUCGUCGCCGUCAUAGCGAUGAUCCACGUGAUCGGCAUGUUCGAGGUGAAAUGGGCGGGGAUCACGCUGCUCGACUGGUGCCGCAACGAGCAGUUCUACAUGAUCGGGGCCACGGGCGUGUACCCGACGGCGGUGCUUUACAUGGCGCUCAAGCUCGUCACCGGGAAGGGGAUAUACUUCAGGCUCACGUCCAAGCAGACGGACGCCUGCUCCAAUGACAAGUUCGCCGACCUGUACACCGUGCGGUGGGUGCCGCUGCUGCUCCCGACCAUCGUGGUGCUCGUCGUGAACGUCGCGGCCGUCGGGGCAGCGAUAGGCAAGGCGGCGGCAUGGGGGUUCUUCACGGACCAGGCGCGGCACGUGCUGCUCGGGAUGUUGUUCAACGUGUGGAUCCUCGUGCUCCUCUACCCGUUUGCGCUCGGGAUCAUGGGGAAAUGGGGGAAGAGGCCCGUCAUCCUGUUCGUCAUGUUGGUCAUGGCCAUUGGGGCCGUCGGGCUCGUGUAUGUCGCCCUCCAUGCUCCGUACCCAGCUGAUAUUUCAGAAGUUGCAGCUUCUCUUGGUGAAGCAUCGCUGACCGGGCCAUCUGGGUAGACACGUACGGCUCAUUUUUUUUACAAGUACAGUCACAGUCACUACUGCAAUAAUUUGAGUGUGUGUAUUCAUGUCUAUAUAGCAUGAGAACUGGUCAUUGUGUGCCACUCCUCUACUUAUAGAGAUGUACCUAUCUUUUCUUCAAAAAAAAAAUUGAAGUGCAGCUUGUGCUCUCUUCGAGUAA
Aegilops tauschii subsp. strangulata is the source of this 2859-nucleotide messenger RNA. RefSeq names its product mixed-linked glucan synthase 2. The record is from RefSeq and is a predicted model, not a curated record. Gene Ontology annotation, biological process: cellulose biosynthetic process. Gene Ontology annotation, molecular function: cellulose synthase (UDP-forming) activity. Lineage: Eukaryota; Viridiplantae; Streptophyta; Magnoliopsida; Poales; Poaceae. Gene Ontology annotation, cellular component: membrane.